AUCAAGGAAUAAAGAUGGCGAGUAUUGGAAGCUCCGCUUUGCGGAGCGGUUUGUCAAGGCAAAUAGGCGCAAUAUUGUCUUCGAACCUUCGUCUAAGGGCUGGUACAAAGUAUUGUGUAAAGAGGGAUAUUGCUGUGACAUCACAAUGUUUAGGUGUGACUCCCAUCCAUCUGAUCAUGCCUGCUCUAUCACCGACCAUGACAGAAGGGACCAUUGUAUCAUGGCUCAAAGCAGAAGGAGAUCCAAUAGCGGCAGGAGACGGUAUCUGUGAGAUUGAAACAGAUAAAGCUACAGUUAUCAUGGAUGCAGAUGAUGAUGGGGUCAUGGCUAAAAUACUGGUGCCUGAAGGGAGCAAGAACAUCCCCAUUACCGCCCUUAUAGGUCUCAUGGUACCUGAAGGUGAAGACUACAAGGACGUUGACAUGCCAACACAGACCGCGCCCACGCCCGCAGGGGAUUCCCCCAAACAAUCGGAGGAAGGGGUUUCAGAGAGUGCUCAGUUCUCUGACAUGAGACACGCAGUCACCAAAGCUGGUGAAGGACUGUCUCCAGCGGUUAGAGCGUUGAUUGAUCAACACCAGAUUGAUCCUGGGCUAGUCACCCCUACAGGUCCACAUGGAAGACUACUCAAAGGAGAUGUGCUCAAAUUCAUAGAAUCGGGAGGGGCAGCUGCUGCACCCCAGCCUGCAGCAGCCGCACCCCCUGCCCCAGCCCCAUCCCCUGUACAACCACCACCUGUUGCGGAGAGGGUUGCACCCCCUUCAUAUAAACAGACAGAGGGAAUGUUUUCAGAAGUCGAUCUGACAGGAAUGAGGAAAGUCAUUGCAAAGAGACUCACAGAAUCAAAGACCACCAUACCCCAUUAUUACUCAAUGGUUGAUUGUGAACUGACAGAGAUUGUACGACUACGCAAACAACUCAAGAAAGAUAACAUCAAGGUGUCCGUCAAUGAUUUCAUCAUCAAAGCAGCUGCCAUGGCCCUCAAGCAAGUACCUGAAGUCAACGUGACCUGGAACGGCCAGAGCGCCACGCCCCUGUCUAGCAUCGACAUCUCUGUUGCCGUAGCAACUGAUGGGGGUCUGAUCACACCCAUCGUCAAGGGCGCUGAUGCCAAGGGUUUAAUGGAGAUCUCAGCAAAUGUUAGGGAUCUUGCAACAAGAGCCAGGGCCAACAAGCUGAAGUUAGAUGAAUUUCAGGGUGGAUCAUUUAGUAUUUCAAACCUGGGUAUGUUCGGCAUCUCAGAGUUCAGCGCCGUCAUCAACCCACCCCAGUCCUGCAUCAUGGCCAUCGGUGGGUCUCAGCUAGCCAUCGGGAAGGACCGCAAACCACUCACCUACAUGACUGUCACCAUGUCAAGCGACGCACGUGUCGUAGAUGGCGCCCUAGCGUCGAGGUUCUUAAAAACGUUCAAGCAGAAUAUUGAGAGUCCGAUAAGGCUGGGUCUGCUUUGAUUAUAGAUAUAUUUAUAUGAAAUUGAGAAUAAUUGUUUGUAGUCUGGGUGCUAUGUAAAAGUUGAGCUGGUCGAUUCAGGGCAAGUCAUUCAAGUAACAGUUA
Strongylocentrotus purpuratus (purple sea urchin) is the source of this 1554-nucleotide messenger RNA. RefSeq names its product pyruvate dehydrogenase protein X component (gene pdhx). Gene Ontology annotation, biological process: pyruvate decarboxylation to acetyl-CoA. Lineage: Eukaryota; Metazoa; Echinodermata; Echinoidea; Camarodonta; Strongylocentrotidae. The record is from RefSeq and is a predicted model, not a curated record. Gene Ontology annotation, cellular component: pyruvate dehydrogenase complex; mitochondrion. Bases 15 to 1451 code for a protein of 478 amino acids. The transcript has 11 exons. Gene Ontology annotation, molecular function: acyltransferase activity.